AUGGGACUAAUUUACUCUGAGCCGGUGUGCCAGGCUGCCUAUGACUCAGACGUUCAGCAGCUUUAUGAGCGUUUGAGGAACGAUCCGAAGCUCCUGAACGUCCAGGAGGAGACGAGCGGGGACACGCCGCUCAUCGCCGCCUGUCGCCACGGCAACAGGAGGACGGUCCACUACCUGCUGGACAACGGGGCCGACGUCCACCUGACCAAUAAGAAGCAGAGGACAUGUCUCCAUUAUGUCUCCAGGAGGACGUUCUCAGCGGUGGACUACCUGAUGAUCUGUGUGUUGAUGCCCAUCCUGUUGCUAGGAUACUUCCUCAUGCUCCAGAAGCAGAGGCAGCUUCAGGCUCUGAUGGAGGAGGUUCUGAGCAGCAGCGUUAGCGUCGAUGCCGUCGACUACAAAGGAAACACGGCUCUUCAUUACGUUUGUCAGAGAGGAAGUCAUCGUCUGGUUCCUCUGUUGCUGCGCAGACACGCCGACGCUAACGUCCAGAAUAACGACGGAGAGACGGCACUCGACAUCGCCUCCAGACUGAAGUUCAAGAAGAUCGUCCGUCUGCUGAAUAAAGCUCAGUGA
Messenger RNA from Scomber japonicus (chub mackerel), 576 nucleotides. RefSeq names its product ankyrin repeat domain 22 (gene ankrd22). The transcript has 6 exons. Gene Ontology annotation, molecular function: protein binding. Bases 1 to 576 code for a protein of 191 amino acids. The record is from RefSeq and is a predicted model, not a curated record. NCBI's taxonomy places the organism in Eukaryota, Metazoa, Chordata, Actinopteri, Scombriformes, Scombridae.